AACCCGGAAGUGUUGUCUUUCAGUGAUUAACGUGUGAAAAGAGCAGAAUGAUCCAUUUCUCGUGUGAAGACUCGUUAAUGGAGAAUCUGCAGACACCGUCCCGCCGCUGCUAGUCCCCCCCGCGGCCGAAGCUCCGCAGCCAGAGGCGGUUCCGAGGAGCAGCGACGCCCCGAUGCCCGCGUCCCCGACGGAGACAAAUCAGCUCUCAGUGUUUACACCCCGCCGGAGAGCGGCCGUUUCCCCGCAGUGUGUCGUUAGCUAACCGAGCGGCCGCGACUCUUCUCCAGGCGACGACCAGAAACAACAUGGCUGAACUGCACGUCGUGGAACCGAGCGCCACGGGCACCAUCGGGCAGCCCGAGCACCGCGGCUCCGUGCGCCUGGCGUCGCCCACUCUCCUGGUUCCUCCGCGGGGCAGCCAGCUCAGCCCCGGCGCGGGGUCCGGCGGCAGCGGAGGAGGACGGUCGGUGUUCGGGUUCCCGGGGAAGGGCAGCCCCGUGUCCCCGUCCGAACCGGCGGACAAGCCGGGAUCCCGGUGGGUCCGGCUGAACGUCGGUGGGACCUACUUCAUCACGACCAAGCAGACGCUGUGCAGGGACCCGAAAUCCUUCCUGUUCCGCCUGUGUCAGGAAGACCCGGACCUGGACUCCGACAAAGACGGCACAGGAGCCUACCUGAUCGACAGGGACCCCACGUACUUCGGUCCCAUCCUGAAUUACCUGCGACACGGAAAACUCAUCAUGGACAAAAAUCUGGCUGAGGAAGGGGUUCUGGAGGAGGCGGAGUUCUACAACAUCGCGUCCCUGGUGAGGCUGGUGAAGGAGAGGAUACGGGACAACGAGAACCGGACGUCCCAGGGCCCCGUGAAGCACGUGUACCGAGUACUGCAGUGCCAAGAGGAGGAGCUCACACAGAUGGUCUCCACCAUGUCGGACGGGUGGAAGUUUGAGCAGCUCAUCAGCAUCGGCUCCUCAUAUAACUACGGCAACGAGGACCAAGCUGAGUUUCUAUGUGUCGUCUCCCGGGAACUCAACAACUCCUCCAACGGCAUCGUCAUCGAGCCCACCGAGAAGGCCAAGAUCCUGCAGGAGCGCGGCUCGCGGAUGUGAAGAGGCUCCUGAGAGAAAACAUCACUUUAUCAACAAAAUCAAAACAACAACAUACACCCCCCCCCCCCCCCCCCCUUCACCUUUCUGCCAUCACUAACACCUUCAUCAUCACCUCUCCUCUGGUGUGCCUUUCCACAGCGGGGGCCCCCUGACGCCUGCCCUCUCCUGCAGUGCCGCAGCUCGACCCUGACUUCUCGUUUGUCCCCCCCCCCGUUUGGAGGAGUUCUAACGAGAUCUCACGUGAGCACUUGUCCUCACAGCAGCUCCCUGAUGGUCGGUGUCACGGCGGCGCAGGCUACGGUGCUGAAUGUAGCCUCUGGUUGUUGUGAGUGGAUGGAGGCCCAGCACAGAGCUACUACUCAUCAUCAUCUUCAUCGAUACCUUCAUCAACAUCAGGAAGCUCGCUCGCUCUGAUACAUUCGGCUCCUCCUCAGGACUCUCACAGGACAUAAAGGAAUGAACACAACUCCACUGACUGAGCCUCCCGCUUCACCUGAAUCUGUCGAUGGAGCCGGAAUCGAACGCCUGCCGUCUCCCAGACUCCUCGGCUGACGCCUCAACAAACCACGCCGGGAGUUCCGGAGCUGGAGGAGCAGACGGAGCAGGAAGCCGAUCACUGCGUUUGCCUGGUGCCGCAUUUUCUCUAAAUUCUCUGGUCUUUGGAACCAGCUGAAACCAGUGACAGGUUCUCCUCCCUCAGACGCCCAGUCUGGAGUCACUGCCAGGAGGUCUCAGCUCUGUGCUCCUCCUGGUUCCCGUCUAUAGGCUCCAUCUCAUCUGUUCCCACGGGGAGAAAAUUUGGGGAAAUUGAACGCAAAAAACAAAAGACUCAAAAAGACUUCACCUGUGUAUGAUUUGUCAAGGCAUGUGAGGAAUCUAUAUGAAUCUAUAUAGGCUACAUGAUGAAACUAUAUGAAAAAUUUAAUGCAAAUGGUGUAAUUAUUGGUUUCUGUAUCAUAGUUGUUACAUAUUUACAUAUUCUGGUGGGUGGGUUUAUUUAAACGAUGGAGGUUUCCCAGCCGCUCACGUGUGUGUGUGUGUGUGUGUGUGUGGGUCCGUGUGUGUGGGUCCGUGUGUGUGUGUGUGGGUCUGUGUGCCGCUCUGCUUUCUGUCCACGACUGAAACAUCACACGUUUCUCAGCUGCACGUUUUCUGUUGUGUUCCUCAUAACAAAACAAAAACUGUCACCAAGUUUUCUCUUAAAUAUCCUAAGAUCCAUCUCUUGCAUAUCUUAAAAUUGUAAUUGGGGGGGACAAGGAGAACUACUUCCUGUCGCUGCCGUUUGUCCAGACGAGCGCGGCGUGGCCGGGGAUCGAACCGUGGCCGGUCGGUGUGCUGCCUCAAAACCCCCGAAUGUUAAAUUAAGAUUAAAUGUGAGUUGGCUGGUCUGAGCGCAGCCUCGUCACAUGAGCAACUUAAUGCAACGUUUGACUCAUAUUCACACGUAUCAGGCUGAACAUGGAAACAGCUGGUUGUGACCCGUCGUGCAGACCGGACGUUUGAUCCCCUUUCUGCCCGAGGGGCGUCCACUCGGCACGUGGCCGACACUGAUCCCUGGCAUCGAUCACUUUGAUACACCACCUUUUGUACAAAGAGCAUAUUUGAUGCAGUUAUGUUAUAUCAAGCAUGAACAAAAAGAAUGUGUUUAAUGGGAAAGAAAACGUACCGUUGCUGUUGUCCUGCUCAGUCCGGCCCCGGAGCUCCGACUUCGAUGUGUCUUCUUCUUCGUUGUUUCAUUUUUUGAUUUCCCCUCUCGAGUGUGUGUGUGUGUGUGUGUGUCUGUCGUGCAGUUUCCUUCUUCUUCUUCUCCGAGUCGUGUGCAGACCGACGUGUUCAUCGAGGAGCACUUUGUUCUUCUCCCUCGUGUGUUUCUCUCUGGGCCUUUUGCAAAGCAUCUUGGGUGUUGUUUCCCUGUGUGUGUGUGUCCAGUGUUGUGCCUUUGACCUGUGUUGUGCACAGUUGUUCUCCCCUCCUAUCAUAUGGUGCCUCGCAUACCUUAAAAAAGCCAGGAGGCGCCGACCCCAGGUGAAAUGUGUGACGCGGUUUCUGUCGUUGUUUCGAUGAGAGGACAAAGCCAAACAGUUCCAUUCUCCCCUGCAUCGUUUCAAGUUUGACUCUAUAACUAAGAAAUGAUAAAGGUGAUCAUCUGCUUUCUUUGUGACAUCGAGUUGAAUCCGCCCACGAUCCCGUGACCUCCCGGAGAUCCAGACCUGUGUGUCUCUGCUUGGUUUACACAACCUGUGAAUGGGAGGGAAGCUUUUAUCUUAGUAAACUCCAGCAGUGCACUUGUUAUCAGAAAUCCAUGGAACUAUAGACUCCACCUUACUUUGGCUUCCCUCUUUCCUCUGGUUGCAUGCUGAACCCACCUCCACCCUCCGAUCUUUAGAUGUGUGUAAUGGAACUUUAAAGCACUUCCUGUCCCUGUCACCUUUGUGAACCCAGUUGGAUCUUAGCGCUGGUUGCUUCGUUCAGUGGCUCCUGACCUUAUUGUUGAGAGACGGUUAACGAGAUGUGAAGUGAGAGGAAAAACAUAUUGUGUUUUACAGGAAUUCAUGCUCCCAUAGGUUGAACCUUACAGACUGAUCUGAUGACAUGAGUUUUGAUAUCACUUGUUAAUUCGCAGAUAACACAGCGACUCUCUCACUGGUAGCUUUGCUGAAAACUCUUUCCUUGUGAAUUAUCACAUGAUUUAAUGUCUUUUUUGGAUAAAGUGGAACAGUGGGAAGUAAAUCCCAGUCUCCCUGAACUGGUUACACCUGGUAAACAUAUGCAAGUUGUGAUGAAGCCGUUGAUUCAAAGCCUGAAAGGUCGGGUCCCACUGACGUAGCUGAACUUUUUAGUGCGGUUAUCGUAAUAGCAACCAUUUGUUUAAAAAGAAGAAAAGAACUUUCGAUUAUUAGUUUUUACUUUCACCUGCACUAGCUAGACGACAGAUAAUGUGCAAUGUUAACAAAUCUGCAAAAAAAAUUAUACAUAUAUAUAUAAAUAUAAAUAUAUCGGUUGUUUGGGCACGUGAAGACAUGAGAGCAUGUUGUUCUAGAGAUUACGUUGUUGUGUACUGGCAUUUGUCCGACCUCUGUGGUAGUGUGAAGUGUAUGUGAUGCAUGGUGGGUGGGGGUGGGGGGGGGGCAGAGGGUCGGCUCUGUGGGUCGUUGGUGUAGAUUUGUCGUUUGGAAAAGUUUGUCGACAACAUUUUCUCCUCUCACAUGUUCCGUUUUCUUUGUCGUCUUUUGUAUCUUUGACACGUCGGCGUAACCCAACGGUAGAUAAAGAAUAGCUAACUUCAAAGACAAGCUGACCAAUCGGAUCGCAUACCCGCCUUCCCCCCCCACCACCUGGGUUUAUAUAGCAUUGACGUGACCCCCCCCCCCCCCCUCCUCCCGCAGGUCAACACACAGAAAGAAAGGUUUCUUCACUUCAUGGGUCAUUUUGCCAGUUAAUCUGAAAACACCUGCAUGCGUUUGUGGGACAUGCACAUUGUACUCUCAUUUAGACGUUCUCUAAGAUGUCCCCUAUUUACACUCAUGUGUUUGUUUAUCAGCAGUAUUGAUGUCAAAUGUGAAUAUCGUCGGCGGAGACUGGAAAAAUGUUCGGAAGCUGACAAAAAAACAUUUUGUCUGAUUUUUUUUAUUUUUAUUUCACUUUUAUUUAUUUUGUAUUUUUUGAAUUUUGUCUACCAACGUUGUUUCUUUACAUGUAAAACGAUUUUGACAGAAGCCGGUCUGGUUUUUAAUCAUAAAAUGUGUCUGUGUUUUAAAA
Molecule: messenger RNA, 4868 nt
Organism: Platichthys flesus (European flounder)
Lineage: Eukaryota; Metazoa; Chordata; Actinopteri; Pleuronectiformes; Pleuronectidae
Gene: kctd2
Product: potassium channel tetramerization domain containing 2
Exons: 6
Coding region: 306-1109 (267 amino acids)
Biological process (GO): proteasome-mediated ubiquitin-dependent protein catabolic process; protein homooligomerization
Cellular component (GO): cytoplasm; Cul3-RING ubiquitin ligase complex
Molecular function (GO): cullin family protein binding
Source: RefSeq, a predicted model, not a curated record